Molecule: messenger RNA, 903 nt
Organism: Lottia gigantea (owl limpet)
Lineage: Eukaryota; Metazoa; Mollusca; Gastropoda; Lottiidae
Exons: 5
Coding region: 1-903 (300 amino acids)
Source: RefSeq, a predicted model, not a curated record
AUGACAAUUCCGGUUGUGGAAACUCGAAAGGAGUACCAUGAUUUAUGGGAAUUUCUACAAACAACACAAUAUCAGAAAGACUUGUGGCUAGGAAUACGAUGGAACAACUAUGGUUUCUAUCAGUGGUUAAAUGGAAACAUUCUUGGAAUACAAAACUGGGCGAUGUCCGAACCAAGAUCUCAAACUGGACAGAGAUGUGUUUACGCUAGCUCGGACCAGAAAUGGCGCACAACACUUUGUUCAAAUGACAAACAUGUCAUCUGCUUUUACAAAGAUGGAGAGCUUUUUGGCCCACCACCACAAUUCUCUACUGCAACAGACUUCUUCACAGCCUAUAAUACAUGUAAAGACGAUGGUGGCCGCUUACCUGUUAUUCUUACAUCUUUUGAUCGCAAUCGUCUCUUAUCGAAACACAGCGAAACAAAUUUCUGGUUAGGAUUGAUUGAAGAGAAAGACCAGUUUGUGUGGAUUACAGGGGAGUAUUUAGGAUACUAUGACUGGAUUGAUGGCGAUAGGGGUACUUUAGUCCAUGUUCAUAUUAACAAGACGGUCCAUACCUAUCUCACUUUUCAUGCACCUUCAGAUGGAAAAGUAAAUGCCGAGUCUAGACGUUAUUUCUGUCAAAAUAAAACAACGAAAACGAACGAGUAUAUCGGUCUGUGGGGCUAUAAUUAUUUCAAACUGGUUGAAAGAAGCAUCUACACUCUAGCAUCGCCUCUAUCUCAGGUGAUUGUGCGUGGGAGGGCUCAUUGCGCUGCCGUAUGUUCUCGCGAUGCCCAUUGUUUGAAGUAUACUGUUGAUGGAACAAUCUGCAGUACUUUUGGAAACCUGGACUAUGCUGUUUCUGGAGGCGGGGUUCCACUGUAUGAGAGGAUGAGUGUCUCACAGGAACUGUAUCUAUAA